Molecule: messenger RNA, 2617 nt
Organism: Anoplophora glabripennis (Asian longhorned beetle)
Lineage: Eukaryota; Metazoa; Arthropoda; Insecta; Coleoptera; Cerambycidae
Exons: 12
Coding region: 52-2460 (802 amino acids)
Source: RefSeq, a predicted model, not a curated record
AAAAAUCUACAUGCUUUUGAAACUAGUAUUACCAUUAAGCACUGUGAAAGCAUGAAGUGUCUACAAAUACUUUUACUUUUUUGUACAUUAUUUGUUUUGGCUGCCGCCGAAAAAACGGAUGACCACAAAGCAAGCCAUCAUUCUCAAGAGAAAUCGCACCAAAAUAAGCAUAGGCAUGAGAAGUCCCACAUUUCAGAUCGGCAUAAGAAAACCGAAACCAGAAUUCACUCCAGUUCUCAUUUCAAGCAUUUAGCCUACCGCGAUGGAAAUCAGCAAUGCCACGUUGUCUGCAAUGGAUCACCAUCUAAUGGUUCGGACCUUCAAGUGUUAUACAAUGCAGACGCAGGGUUAAUUGCUUAUUUAAAUCAAACAGCCCACGUAGCACUAUUGGAAGAUUAUUUCAACAACAUAACAUUAAUUUCAAACGGACAGUCUGGAAAUGCAAUAGUUGAAAACAUUGCUAAAGACAAAUACUAUUCCAUUGAAAAAAAUGCCCAAACGGAAGAGGCUUUGUGGCUCUCAUCAAAAACAGACUUCAACGCGUUCUUCAAAAAUCUAACUUCCCUUCAAAAGUUCCUGAAACUCGGGGAGGAACAUGGGAAAAGCAUAAAUAAAGGCGAAGACCUUAUAAAAGCGGAAACACCUGAUUUAAAGUUGUUGUCCUUUAAAACUGUUGAGGGCAAUGUUACCUCUUUUGUAGAUUUCAGGGUCGAACUGAAUAGGACUCUAAGAUUCAUCUUCAAAGGUCAAGGUAGCUUCACUGUCCAUAAAAACAUAGUUUGGUUCACAAACGUGAAUCUAGCAUUCGCAGACUUAUUCCGCGAUUGUCAAGGCCAGUUGCAAUCAGGGGACUUUAAAUUAAAUCUGACCAGAAUCUAUGACGUUAACAGUGGCGUGGAAGCUUUAGUCAAUCUGCUCUCGCAACUUGGCACCCGAGUAAACCUGGCAAACCUACUUAGAAACCAACUGAGCUCGCCUGAGAAGCUGUUGGAGAUACUGGCGAAAUUAAGUGGAGGAUCCAACGAAGGAAUUGAUGGAAUAGUUACUGUGGUGACAACUGUUAUCAGGGCUACAAACGGUCACGCUUCUAUUAACGAUGUCAUCUCUGCUAUACUCAAUUACGAGACGGACGGAGAUAGCACGAGUCUAACAAAGGUUGUUGAUGAGGCCUUGGAACUUAUAGAGUCUCAGAAUAGGGCCUACAAUAACUCCGAAGCUUUCCAAGGGAUUGUAACUGUUCUAAAAGCUAUAAACAACCACAACCUUGUUUUCAGAAACAUUAACAUUUCUGAUAUUCUAACGUUGCUCAUAUCUAGGAAUCCCGUCACGAUAAUACAGACGGUUGUCAGAAUCUUCAUCAGAUUCGGGAGUAGUGAAGGAUUCCAGCAGGUUAUUCGCGAUUUUAUACAAGGGCUUAACGGCACAGAUGGUUUAAAUAUUAUUUCAAGAAUAUUUCCUGGCGCGAACUUGGAUAGUAUACGUCACUCUAUAUCCUCGGCUUUGUCCUCUAUUCCUGUAAUUGGUCACUUGUUCAGAAAUGUAUCCAGCGUUGGAGAAGCAUUUAAUACGUCUAGCAGCUUUAUAAGUGGAAUCCCUGUUAUUGGGCGACCUCUUGCGAAUGCCGCAUCAGGAAUAGCAUCUGGAAUCGAAAAUAUUUUUGGGCCGCAACAUCAACGUCCAGCAUUUGGUCCACCUUUUCGUCCACCAUAUCGUCCAGACAUACUCAAUGAUCAAGUAAACGCAACGGCUGCUAGUGUAACAGAAAGUUCGAAUCAUUCCUCUGGAAAUGGUGUAACAGAAAAACCUAACGCUAGCAGUACUAAUGCCAGUACUUCCGCGAAUAGAACUGAAACCGAAACAAAUUCCCCCACCAAAAGUGGUACAGAAGGUCCAAACACAGGAAAUAGUGGCACAAAGCCGCCGUCUUCCCCGGAAGGUACAACUGCAGAUACCUCGACGUCUAAGAAAGGAUCGGAAGCCCCAAACCCUUCUAGUGGAAGUGCUGCAACUGAAAGUCCAAAGUCUGGAUCUACAGAUGCUCCUGCAUCAGGCGCAAGUAGUAGUCCUGCCUAUUCUGCAGGAUCGACGACUGCUGCACCAAGUUCUACCCCUUCAGGAACCUCUAAAGCACCAGGUUCCAGAAAAGGCAAAAAUCAUGAAUUACAUGAGAAGGAUCACCACCAUCAUCAUCAUACAUCAAAUAAAAAAGAAAAUGUGCACACCAGACAGAAGCAUGAGAAGGAACAUCACGAGAAUUUGAAAUAUUCGAAUCGGAAAGAAAAUUUACAUCAGAAGCACAGACUUGAGGAAAAAGAGCAUCACCACGGACAUUUACAAGGCCCAAACAAAUAUGAAAAUGUUCAACAAAGAUACAAACAACACGAAAAACACGCUCAAGAAAAGAUUCAUGGUAAGGCUGUUCACGAGAAGAAACAUGACGACCACCAUAACCACCAUUAGAAGAUGUACAUGCUCUACCAUGGUUCUAUUGGAUAUACCUACAGUUUCAUUAUCUACGAUUAUACCAAAACUAUCUAAUACAUUUUUUUUAAUCUGAUAGUAUUGUACUUGUUCUGAUGACUAGUGCAAAUAAGUAAAGAUUUAUAGCUACAAGACA